Messenger RNA from Diabrotica balteata, 458 nucleotides. NCBI's taxonomy places the organism in Eukaryota, Metazoa, Arthropoda, Insecta, Coleoptera, Chrysomelidae. The record is from the annotation of a GenBank genome assembly.
AUGAAAAUUCAAAUGAAUGUGACUUUACGUCAAGUUUGUGUUACCAUUGGUGUUCUUCAUCUGAUUAUAAUAGGUUUACGAAUAUACGAGAGAAUAUGGGAAAUCAUAACAUUAGAAGAACCAUUUCUUAUUGAAGAACAUACUGGCAUACUGACGUCAUACGGAAUCCAAAUAUUUAUAGCAUGUCUCUUAAUUUAUGGAUCUGUAGCUGAAAGCCUCAAUUUUACGUUGCCUUGGUUAUUAGUCACAGCUCCGCAUUUCUUCUGGGAAGUCUAUAUGCGACAGUUGUUGUUUAUAAGGAAGAGUCCGUGCAAAUAUUUUGUAAUUUCUUGGCAGUGUGUUUAAUAUGGCUGAUGUGGUUGGCCGUACUCCAAUAUAACAUAAAACAUAAUGUGUUUGUAAGAAGUAUGCUGAAACUGCAGGGAUAUGUGAAACUGAAAAACGAAAUCUUGUUUUAA